AUGGAAGUCCUGCUGUUUGGACUCCCGCUCCGCAGUGUCGCACCCACGGCCUAUGUCCCCUUCGUGCUCUCGAUGCGUCGCGCGCCUCUCGCGUGCAGAUGCGUUUUUUUCAACAACAACCCGCCGCCGAAGCCGAAGAGGCCUCAGGAUCAGGACCUGGGCCCCGUUCUGAACACCAUUAAGUUCUUCCAGGACUAUUCGGAGAAGGGGAGCGCCAGCAUCAAAGGCCCGCUGGCGGGCGUCCCCUGGGUCAGCUUGAUCUUCCUCACGAUCCUGGGCUUCACCCUCAACACCUUUAUCACCCAGGGAGGCGAAGGGUCGAUGUACGACGAGAUGGCGAGGAAGAGGCAGAAGAGCAUAUCUGGACUUGCGUCGACAAAUGUGGACGUAGUCAAGUCUGUGGACGUCCGCGUCGUCAAGGAUGUGAUCCGGGAGUGA
This is a messenger RNA of Prorocentrum cordatum, 438 nucleotides long. Lineage: Eukaryota; Dinophyceae; Prorocentrales; Prorocentraceae. The record is from the annotation of a GenBank genome assembly.